Scylla paramamosain (green mud crab) is the source of this 969-nucleotide messenger RNA. RefSeq lists its product as uncharacterized. The transcript has 4 exons. The record is from RefSeq and is a predicted model, not a curated record. NCBI's taxonomy places the organism in Eukaryota, Metazoa, Arthropoda, Malacostraca, Decapoda, Portunidae. The coding region runs from base 87 to 566 and encodes 159 amino acids.
CGAGAGGAUCAGGUUUGGUCGCCACCCCGGAGACUAUAUAGAGCGGCGGCGCGGCACUGGCGUGUUACUCUGCUGCUGCCGCGACAAUGGAGAGGCAAUCCGUGCUCCUGCUGGCGGCGGUGGUGGUGGUGGUGGCGCUGGCUGGCAGUGUGGGUGCCGCUUGCCCCUGUGGUUUCCAGCCGCUCCCGUACGGCGCCUGCGUGAAGCUGUUCAGUGUGGAAGUGCAGUUCGGGCCAACGUGGGAGGAAGCGAAUGAGAAUUGCAAGAAGGAAGAUGCUCAGCUGAUCUCUCUCGACACCCCAGAGAAAUUGGAGCAAUUCUCGGUCCACUUAUUUAGCCUGGACCUCGGCGGGAACUCUUACUGUGUCGGUGCAAGGAAGACUGAGUCAGGCUGGUGCUGGCUCAAUGGAGAAAAACUGUCCUCUGAGUCACACAUGUGGCUCCCAUAUCAACCCGAAGGAAACCAUACCCACGCACGGAUCGUCCCCAUGACCAGACACCCGCGCUACUACCUUACUCCCUAUGAUGAUUGCCGAGACUACGCGUGUGAAGCGGACGAUGACUAAAACAAAUUAACACAUUCUGAAACACUUCUUACUGCUCCUUGGCUACUUUCAAAAAGCUCUAGCUGAACUGACACGGGUUUUUAAGGGUGUCUUUAUGGUUCUAGUGAGAGAUUAACAAAGUUUUUGCAUUAAGAACAGGAGAAACACUCUUGAGGAACUGGCGUAUCAUCUCAGUGGCUUUUUGAAAAUAGUCGUGGUGAGAGAGCAAAGCGUUUUUUAAUUGAGGAGGAUGGAUUGUUGCGUGUAUGUAGCCAAUAAACGUAUCUAUUUUCAUAUAUAUCUCAAGUUGUUGUUGUUGUCUUUCUUGAGUUUAACAGUAAUGGUUUUCUGAUGUGUUAAGGUUUCCUUAUUUGUUUUUUCUCUUCUGCUUUGUUAGAUUGUUUGAGAAUAUAUCUUGUUGUUA